AUGUCACGGAAUCAUCCGAGUUUGAACGAUUGUUUGCAGUCGACACCCCCAGAGCUCAACGUUCUUACAGCCAUACUAGUCAGAUUCAGACUCAAACAGUACGCCGUAGUCACCGACAUAGAGAAGGCUUUUCUUCACAUUGGAUUACACGAAAAUGACCGAGACAUGACGAGAUUUCUUUGGCUUUCAGACCCAACCAAUCCAGAGAGUGCACUAAAGACAUAUCGGUUUAAAUCUGUACUUUUUGGCGCGGUAUGUUCUCCAUUCAUUUUGAACGCAACACUCUUGAAACAUCUACAGAGAAACGCAAAUACAUGGGUCAGUAAUAGACUACAGAGUGACUUAUAUGUAGACAACUUCUUAUCCAGCCUUGACAAAGAAACAGAUGUCAUCAGUUACUUCCAUCAAUCACGUGAUCUCAUGUCAGAAGCAGGAUUCACACUUAGGUCAUGGAAUUCUAACAGUCACAAACUGAGAGAUACAGCGAGACAACUUAACAUUCUAGACAAAGACGAAGUUACCAAACUAUUAGGAUUACGCUGGGAACCAGAGACAGAUAUCAUGACAUACCCAGAAAGACCAAUAGAGACAACCGCAAUUACGACCAAGAGAUAUAUACUGCAGAGCACAUCCCGGAUUUACGAUCCACUUGGUUUUCUAACCCCAAUCACAGUGAAAGUCAAGAUAUUACUUCAAGAUAUUUGGAAAAACAAGUUCGAUUGGGACACAAUGCUACCAAGAUCCUACCAACAGAGGUGGUUACAGAUAGCAACAGACUUGAACACAGCAAUGAAAGCCCUAUUCCAGAGAUAUUACUUUGCCGAAACAGACGACAAUCAAGAUGCAGCAGACGACACAAAACUUCAUAUAUUCGUCGACGCAAGCACUCAGUCUUACGGUGCAACAGCCUAUAUUUGCAGAAGAAAUCACUCAUCAUUAGUAAUGGCUAAGAACAGAGUCACACCAUUGAAACCCCUCACCCUACCAAAACUUGAACUUAUGGCGGCUGUCAUAGGAGCUGGACUUUCCCAACAUCUACAAAAAGCACUAGGAAUAGAAAAGAUAGAUUACUGGUCAGAUAGCCAGAUUGUUUCACACUGGUUGAGUAACCCGGAAAAAAACAACCGAUUUAUACGGAGACGAGUUGAAGAAAUAAAAAAUCAGACCGGAACCGGAAGCCAAUACCAUGACAACAAACUAUGGUUUACAGGUCCGCCUUGGUUAACCGACGAGAUAAAGUGGCCAAAAUGUAAAGUUCAAGACACCACUGUGCUAUCUACAAUACAACCCGAAGAUGACCAGCAUACCCGUAUUUCGCGACAACCAGCACCCCAGAUUCCAGAUACGAUUGACGUAAGCAGAUUCAACAAUCUUCAGAAGCUACUUCGAGUUACGGCCUACGUCAGAAGAUUUAUUGACAACUGUAGAACACAACACCAAGAUAGAAUGGUUGAAGCUUUCACUGUUACGGAGCUAAGAGAAGCAGAAAUGAACUUGAUUCGACAGUGUCAGUCUACAGUCUACACUGAAGUUAUUGAAAACCUUCGAUCUGUAAAAUCACGACUACCGCUGGUACGACAAUUACGACUUUACAUUGAUAGAGAAGGCUACAAUCAGAUGUGGAGGUCCUAUACACAAUGCACCCCUUGA
Molecule: messenger RNA, 1650 nt
Organism: Mercenaria mercenaria
Lineage: Eukaryota; Metazoa; Mollusca; Bivalvia; Venerida; Veneridae
Exons: 1
Coding region: 1-1650 (549 amino acids)
Source: RefSeq, a predicted model, not a curated record